Pangasianodon hypophthalmus (striped catfish) is the source of this 5066-nucleotide messenger RNA. RefSeq names its product bromodomain containing 3b (gene brd3b). NCBI's taxonomy places the organism in Eukaryota, Metazoa, Chordata, Actinopteri, Siluriformes, Pangasiidae. The transcript has 13 exons. Gene Ontology annotation, biological process: regulation of DNA-templated transcription; chromatin remodeling. The record is from RefSeq and is a predicted model, not a curated record. The coding region runs from base 583 to 2748 and encodes 721 amino acids. Gene Ontology annotation, cellular component: chromatin; nucleus.
UAACAACCUUAGCACGCUACUGGCUACCUCAGCUACACUUCCGUUUCAGAUAUUAUUAAAUCUGUAUUUAAAGGUGACCGAGAAUAAAAAUAAUAAAAUACAUGUUCUUGUUUACAUUAUGGAUACCUCUAACUUGUUUAUUCAAAAAAAAAAAAGAGAGAGACAACACUAAGUGCAGGCGUAACGGCCUAACUUUCAAACAUAACGUGAACAAUUCACUUAAAAAUGGCUGAAUUACGAAUCAUUCCCUACUCUCUCUAUAUGUGAACUACGUAGGGUAUGUAAUAACGACUUCCACACUGUGUGUAGUGCCCUAUUUAUAAAAAAUAGUGCCAUUUGUAAUCGAGCCCUACUCAAGGCGUCUUCAGCGCAUGCGCAGAACACAGCCGACAUGAAAUAAUCCUACACCCAGUAGCGUCGAUUAGACUACAGUAAACCUACGAGUGCUGAAGCUCAGGUCCUGAGAUGGGAUGUGUGUGUCGAGGAGGGAGUAAGGAGAAGAAAGAGGAACUCUGUAAUCACUAGAGAAAUACAUCCAGACCCAACCUCAAUCGAGCCACAUUCUCCUCUCCGCUGUCCACAAUGUCGGCGGUCACGUCUCCCACCCAGGCUGCUCCCCCUAUAGUCAACCCCCCUCCACCUGAAGUGACGAACCCCAGCAAGCCUGGCCGAAAAACCAACCAGCUCCAGUACAUGCAGAACGUUGUGGUGAAGACGCUGUGGAGGCAUCAGUUUGCGUGGCCUUUUUACACACCUGUGGAUGCCAUCAAAUUAAAUCUUCCAGACUAUCAUAAAGUCAUCAAGAACCCAAUGGACAUGGGGACGAUCAAGAAGAGACUUGAGAAUAAUUACUACUGGACAGCUGGUGAAUGCAUGCAGGAUUUCAACACUAUGUUCACAAACUGUUAUAUAUAUAACAAGCCUACAGAUGAUAUUGUUCUCAUGGCUCAAGCCUUGGAAAAAAUUUUCCUCCAGAAGGUAGCACAGAUGCCCCAGGAGGAGGUGGAACUGCUGCCACCACCUCCGAAAGGCAAGGCACGCAAGCCUGGUGCUGCCCCUGCUGCAGAAACUCAGCAAGCUUCAGCUCUGUCCUCGACCUCCCCAUCCUCGUCAUGUCCAAGCUCUCCACCACAGCCGCCUCAGACCCCUGUAAUCGCAGCGACACCUGUACCAACCAUCACCUCCAACGUCCAGGCCGUUCCAGCGGCUGCACCCAUGAUCCCGAGCGCACAGCCUGUCAUCAAAAAGAAGGGGGUAAAGCGGAAAGCGGACACUACCACACCCACCACCUGCGCCAUCACGGCCAGCAGAGGAGAGUCUCCCACUCCCCUGCUGGACUCCAAACACAGCAAGGUGAUCUCCAGACGCGAGAGCACUGGCCGACCCAUCAAACCUCCGAAGAAGGACCUGGAUGACGGUGAGCUCCUGCAGCAGGGGAGCAAGAAGAGCAAACUGAGUGACCACCUCAAAUACUGCGACACCAUCCUAAAAGAGAUGCUGUCCAAGAAGCAUGCUGCCUACGCCUGGCCCUUCUAUAAACCUGUGGAUGCAGAAGCGCUGGAGCUGCACGACUACCAUGAAAUCAUCAAGCAGCCUAUGGACCUCAGUACAGUCAAAAAAAAAAUGGACAGCAGAGAGUACCAAGACGCCCAGAGCUUUGCAGCAGAUGUCCGGUUAAUGUUCUCAAAUUGCUAUAAAUAUAAUCCGCCUGAUCACGAGGUUGUUGCCAUGGCAAGGAAACUUCAGGACGUGUUUGAGAUGCGUUUCGCUAAGAUGCCAGACGAGCCGGCUGAGCCCUCGUCCCCUGGAGGCACUUCUGCCACGGCGGUAGUAAGUAAGAGCACGGGGAGCAGUGAGAGCAGUGCCGACUCAUCCAGCUCCAGCUCCGACUCGGAGGAGGAACGAGCCACCCGCCUGGCAGAGCUGCAGGAACAGCAAUUCACUACGGAGCCUCACAUACCUAACAACAGGUUCCAGCUAAAGGCUGUUCAUGAACAGCUGGCCGCUCUGUCACAGGGCCCCGUCAGCAAACCAAAGAAGAAGAAAGAAAAGAAGGAAAAGGAGAAGAAGAAGAAAGACAAAGAGAAGGACAAAGACAAAACCAAGGCCAAGGUGGAGGAAGAGAAGAAGACCAAGUCCUCGCAGCAGAGCAAGCCGAGUCAGCCGAAGAAGACUUCAGCCAGGAAACCCAACAGCACGUCUACUACCAGGCAACCGAAAAAAGGCACCAAACCCAGUGGGGCAAAUUACGAGUCAGACGAGGAGGAAGCGCUUCCCAUGUCGUACGAUGAAAAGAGGCAGCUUAGUCUGGACAUCAACCGGCUGCCCGGUGAGAAGCUGGGCCGUGUGGUGCACAUUAUCCAAUCCCGCGAGCCAUCGCUGCGUGACUCCAACCCAGACGAAAUUGAGAUCGACUUUGAGACACUCAAGCCGUCGACACUGCGCGAGCUCGAGCGCUACGUCAAGUCCUGUUUACAGAAGAAGCAGCGCAAACCUUUACCGGGCACUGGGAAAAAGAGUGCCAAGACUAAAGAGGAACUGGUUCAGGAAAAGAAGAAAGAGUUAGAAAAGAGGCUGCAGGACGUGAGUGGACAACUGAACAACAACAAGAAACCGCCCAAAAAAGCAGAGAAGGCGGGCUCAGCGCCAGGGGGCGGGCCAUCUCGGCUGAGUGGCAGCAGCAGUUCUUCCGACACGGGCAGCAGCAGCUCCAGCGGCUCCAGCUCCGAGAGCAGCGACUCGGACUGAGCUCUCGACAUGUACACUUCAACCUCCUCCAUUUUUCUAAUGAGUAGUGUUUGCUGUCCUGAUAGUGUCUCACCUGAAGACCUGUUACAUACGGAGUUAGAAGCUAAAGACAGAAGAGAUUUUAAAAUAACCUGUUGUAGAACGCCCUUGGCUCGGAUCAAGACGUGUACGGAUAAAGAUAGCUGACAGUGGAACAGUGGCGGCCCUCAAAGGGAAACACCUGGUCAUCACCAGAAACGAUAUUUUUGUGGUUGUGGAGACUUUGAGUUGUUUAUUUCCUCCCAAGUUCUUUCUCAGAAGAGCCCAAUGGCAAGUGCAUAUUUAGUGGACUGACAAACGCCUGGCCGUGUUUCAGUAAAUUAGUAGCUUCAUCAAGUAUGAAAGUGUGAAGGAGCAAGCAGCUAACUUUCUCUCUCUCUCUCUCUGCUAUGCUGGUCAUGUAAGCAUGACAUUUCAGCUCAUUCCACGUUUCUUUUACAGGUAAUCAUAAUUACUUAUUGUCACCAUUUUUAAAGAAGAACUUAUUUAUUUUUCAUCUGGUAUGUUUCAUCUCCUGGUUUGCCAGGAGUUACAGAGAUAUCAAGAAAUCAGUGGAACUUUUAAAAAUUUUGGUGCAUCAUGACUAAGUGAAGUGAACAGGUGAUGCUCUGGGUCGUAGCUUGGCUUGCUGUUCUCUCCCCAAAUGUCGGUAAAGUUCAGAGCUGUACUUUGAGAGGCCUGUGUGUAGUCUGCAGUAGUUUCAGUUGUCUCAGCGCUGUAAUUUCCUUCUCUCACGGUGCUUGUCUCUCAUUCAGUAUUUGAUGUAUAAUUUUGUCUUUUGUUUUAACUACAUUAUACAUUCUCAAUAAUGGGUUUGUUUUUUUACAUUAUUUGAACAUACUCAACUUUUUUUUUUUUUUUUUUUUUAUUUCACUAAUGAUAUAUUUCAGUAAUGAUAUACCCAGUGUUUUUCCCUACAGCUUCUGGAAUCCAUCAUAUUAAUCACCACUGUCUUUGAUUGACCAGUAAUUCACAAAUCUGUAUUAUUUAUUAUAGAAGCGUAAUUGGCUGUCUGAGUCAAACUAAGAUCCCAGUGAAGAGCCCAUAUUAAACAGUCUGAUGUGCACUGUUCCUCUUUGGCAAACACUCUAAUCCAGGACGCUUUGCUCUCAUGUGGAAUACUAGUAGUCUGAUCCUCAUGGCUGUGUCCCUGAACUAAAGAGGACACUUGUUUCAUUUGCUGUAAAGACAAACAGCAGUACUCUGUGUUAAUUUCAGUGGGUUAUGUUUAGUCAAUUUCCAAAGUAUUACACUAAUGACUUUUCUCUAUUUUAUAAUAGAUUUUUUUUUUUGCUUUGUUUUUUUUUUUUUUUUAAUGACCAUCUCUUUCAGAAUACUGUGUUAAAUGCUUUGAGUGGUACUUCAAUAAUGAACAGAAGUUGUUGGUAUAUUUUCUCGCCACCUCUUUGAACUGAUUACUGCUGAAUUCCUACAUAACCGAACAACAUGAUGGACAUCAUUUUCUUUGUUUGUUUACUAUUUUUAUAUAUAUAUAUAUAUAUAUAUAUAUAUAUAUAUAUAUAUAUAUAUAUAUAUAUAUAUAUAUAUAUAUAUAUAUAUAUAUAUAUAUAUAAUAUAAAAUAUGUCUUUUAAUAACCCAGAUCAACAAUACAUGAAACCUUACCCUGUGUCCUCAAAUCAGUGGAUGUUCUCUCAUUGCCUUAUGUCUAGUGCUCUAAAUAACAGAAGAAUUGAGUUGAUCUAUGUUUUUAUUUUCCUUUCGCAGCUCAGAUGAUGUUGAAACACUGAUAUCAAGACAUGGGAAGUUCUUAGGGUUUUUCUCAGUAGUAGUGUUCUGAGUGUGUUACUUUUCUCUCAUGAUUGUCACUGGCAUAUCCCUUCUACUUCCACUAAACAAAAGAAAAAAAACAAAACAAAAGGUUUUUAAAAGAUGUCAACAACCAUAAAAAGGCUUAAAUAUAAAUAUAUAAGUUAUAUGAUAACAUAUGUACAUGUAUAUUCACCAUUAAUUGAUGCUUUGGGUAUAAAUAGGUUAUAUUUUAGUUCAUUUUUUAUGAGUGAAAACCUUUGUGUAUUGCAUGUUGAUUUACAGUAUAUUUCUUAAACCUUUUUUUAACUGUUUAUAACAUGUACGAGCCACUCUUUGAAGUAAAACCAUCAAUAUUAGUCAAGCUGAAUAUUAAGCGCUGCCAGUUAAAGCAGGUUUAGAGCUGCUGUGAAACAGACUGAUACAGAAACUAAACAAAUUCCUAAAUUGGAUUGUGGGCCCCCUUGUUUUUUUAUUUUAUUUUAUUUGUAAAUAAAUCACAAGAAAAUCA